AUGGACCUUAUAGGAAAAAAUGAAGAAUAUAGUUUAAAUAAUACUUUCAUCCAGCCAAUUUCAGGUAUUCGUUCUUUAUUUUUCUGCAGUUAUAAUAAUUUUGGUAUUAAAGUAUCCAAGUGUAAUUGGCUUUCUCUACUGAAACGAUGCCUAAGUGUAACGAAAACUGUCGAUGUGAGGUAUGCAAGUGUUGUGAAGCAGCUACGAGCCAGGCCAAACCUGUGUGUGCAGAAAGAUGCAGCCGAAGCUGUAAAUGUGAAACGUGCAGAUGCUGUGUUUCUACUAAAAGGCGAUGCAGCGCCAGCUGUCGGUGUGAUGUCUGCAAAUGCUGUGAAGCCUCAAAGAAUUGUUGUUAGAAUAUGACCUAGGAGCUCACGGUCAUCUAAAAUACUAACCCUCUUGACGAUGAAGUGUCAUUGUCUUAAGCCUUUGGUCAAUAGAUUUUAAUUUUAGAAAAUUCGGGUCCUAUUAAAUAUUGUCAAUCAACACUUUUUAAAUAAAAAUAUGUAAAAAUUAUAUAAGUGCUGUGUAAUUAUAGAUAUAGAUUUGCGUUAUAAGAUGUUAAUUAGGUUACAAAUGUUCUAAACGUAAAUGGAAUAUGUAUAUACAUCCUCCAUUUAUACUCAGAACAUUUAUAAUUUUAAUCUAUGAUGAUAAAAACAGGGUAAACAAGUUUGAUACGUCAAAUUAAAAGAAACCCCGAUGUUUUCGAAAGGUAGAACUGUCUUCUUCGGAAGUAAUAAUUCAACUAAUUUUUUGAAAUAUACUUUAUACAUGACAUUAA
Limulus polyphemus (Atlantic horseshoe crab) is the source of this 784-nucleotide messenger RNA. RefSeq lists its product as uncharacterized. The coding region runs from base 1 to 363 and encodes 120 amino acids. NCBI's taxonomy places the organism in Eukaryota, Metazoa, Arthropoda, Merostomata, Xiphosura, Limulidae. The record is from RefSeq and is a predicted model, not a curated record. The transcript is spliced from 3 exons.